GUGAAGGUGCUGGAGGUGUUGGGCAGGUGCAGACAGGCCUUUUUGUCCACUUUUUACAGCCCUUUUCAGACGGAAAAGGAGGACGAAGAGCAGCGCCAUUCUCAGAGGGAGCCCCUCAACCAGCAUGUGCUUGAGGAAUGAUGUCCCAGUCAGCUGAUGUGGGUGAACUGGCCUGGUCCUCUGCCCUGCAGAGCUGCCCACCUGCCACUGCAUCUCCCCUGGAUUUCCUGUAGCAGGGAGCUGCUCUCAGUUUCAUUCCUGUGCCAUUCCUGUGGAUCAUUCCUGUGCCAUCCCAGCUCGCCGUGGAUGGGAUCAGUUUGUGAUUACCAUCAACCUGUUUGGUAAACCUCUUGUUGAAAGACAAGAAAAAUAGAAAUAUGGAGUUAGACCCAAGGACUGUGACCUCAGAACCAGCCUCUCCGAGGAGCAGUGCUGGGGAGGAAAAGAUGGAGAUUACUUCUGAACUGAGCAGCCCAACUUCACACAGCAGGGACAGUGGGUUCUUUGAAAGAAGUAUUAGAAGGUUAAGCACCUGGAAAUUGAAACAAAGUCCGAACAAAGAGAGUGGAAAGGAAGAUACUGGCACUUGGAAAGGAAAAAGACUUUUGCGAUCAUUUAGGAGCUAUGAGAAGAACAAAACCACAAUAUGCGAUGGUGUAGAGAAGAUUGGUGAAAAUAAAGAAGCAGAGCCCAUUCAAGGAAAACCUCUUUCAGUAAUGGAAAUCAAUGAACUUAUUCAGAAAAGACAACUCCUGGAAGCAUUUGCAAGUAUCAAGUUAUUGGAAGAUGAGACUAUCUCUGAACGGAAUGCUGAGAAAUACAAAGAUAACCCACAGGAGCUUUUACGGAAAUCCAAGGAUGUGAAUUUCCUUUAUAACUCCAUCACAAAUGCUAUCCAGUCCAUAGUGGAGGGAACGCUGGAAGCCUCCACUGUAGAGGAAACCAUGCUGACCUCCAUGGUGACUUUAAUUGCCCAUGAAGAAGCAGCUCAUCCCAACACAGACAAAGCUGUUCAUCCUGGGUCAGACUUGCUUGGCAGGCCCAGAAAGUGGAGGGAGAUGUGGAGGGAAGCAAUCAACGAGAGUGCUAAAAAAAGAGUCCUGAAGGCACCCAUGGCAUCAAAGGAAGAAGAUAGUUCUUGGCUUGAUCUCCACUUAAAUUUCCUCCAGAAACUCCUGAGGGAAGAUUUACUGAAAAUUAAGUUAUCAGUAAAAAAGUGUUAUCCCGAGGAGUACCAGGUGUGUGACACAUAUGUGGAGGCUUUUCAUAAGGCCAUUGCCUCACAUUUGCAACACCUCUGCCAGAGACUGCUGGAUUUCAAUGAGCUCUACACCUUGCUCAACUGGGUGGCCAACACCUACCACAGUGAACUCUUUCUGGGUCACCCUGAUCUCAAACCAGAGGUUAAGACAGAAAACCUGUCCCUGCUGUUUACACCAGCUGACUGGGAUAAACUGAAAAACAACUACAUUGCUUCUGCAAAGGAGAAAAUCAAAAGUUAUUUUGGAAACAUCCUGAGACUAGAGGUCACAGAGAAGUGGGAGAAGGAAGUUCAUUCAGAAGUGGAGGAAAACCUCUACCACGCCUCGCUCUCCUUUGAUAUUCAAACGAUCAUCGGGGAGUACAUGAAGUUAUCUGGAGCUAUCAGCAGAAGCCUGGAAACAAAAAUGCUUGAGCUGUGCAUGACAGAGCUGCUUGAAUUUAUACCAAGGUUUGAGAAGGAGUUUGAGAAGGCUUGGAGCACUGCCCAGGACAGCCCCAUCUUUGCACCCUAUGUUGUUGCCUACAUCAACAGCUUCCACGACCUAAUGUCAGGGUUAGAAACAGAGUUUGAAGUCAACACUGAGGAACUGCAGAAGAUUUUGGCAGCUCUGACAAGGAACUUCACAAAUAUUUUUCUAACGAAAUUAAAAACGAAAACACAGCCAUUCCUUAAGAAAAUCCUGACCAAGGACUGGAUUUUGGACACAGGAAGGCCAGACUCACUGGCAUCAGCAGUCUCGCAGUUCUCUGAGCACCUGCAGCACAUGAGGAAGCCCACGGGUCAGGAGCUUCUACGUGAAGUUCAUAGAUAUGUGGUAAAGGAAUAUAUCACACAGGUCAUCAAACACAGAUGGAGAAUGAACAGGGAGACACGGCAAGAAGUGAGCGAAAAGAUGGACCUGGAAGCCAGAAUCUUUCAUAAUACUCUCAUUGAUCAGGGCUCUGACUCUGACUGGCUUGUUCCCGCCAUACACCACAUUGCCAAGAUCAUUAGAGAGAAGAAAAAGGACAAGAUCAAGGUGUAUGUCAAGAAGCUGUGUCAGAAUUAUCCAGAUAUCAGGAAGGGCCACAUCCUGGCCAUCCUCGCUCGCCGGGGGCUGGGGCGCACCAGGAGAGCAGCAAUUCUUCGUCAAGUCUGCCAUGUGCUGGAAAGCUCCAAUGGAGGAGAGGGCAACACGCUCUUCGCUGAAAUUGAUGUUCCGGUGGUCAUAUGCUGCUUCUAAAACAGAACCAGAACAGCAGUCAGCAUCCUCCCGCCUCCUACACUGCCUCUACACAUGAUCCAAAAUCUGCUACCCUCCCUUGCUCCUCUGCAAACCCAAAUAUUUGAUUGCCAUGGAGAAAGAAGCAGUUUUCUGAACUUGCUACCGUGAGUUCAGAACCCGAAGGCAACAGAGGCACUGAGACACCAACCUCCUGCAAGAGCCCCUGGGAAGCAGCUCCAGUUCAGACACCGUGUCUACCUCACGUUCCAUACAGAUUCUAUUGCUGGGAGGCUGCUCUGUUGUUUGGUCCAAAAUUAAAUUUCUCUUCAGAGAAAACCAAAAGCAGUUCGCUCAGAGCUAUAUUAAGGCUCGGACUGUGCUUUGCAUAAUUAUACAGCAGCAGAGCGAGAGCCUCCUUUGUAAUUAGUACCCAUGAGCAAUCAAGGGGCAGAGCUUGGGUAGGGAUGUGGUAGCACCCAAGUCUUAUUUCCUCCACUGUGAACCAGCUGGCCAAGCUGGCAUGAUGCAAGGCGGUGAUGUAGUGACCUGAUGCCAAAAACCACUACCUGCCUGAGGAGGAAAACUUUGGGUAAGCAAACCCCACGGGUGGGACAUGUAGCACAUGGACUACUCUGCCCUCCAGGAUGGCCCUGGUGGCCCUUCAGGCAUUUCAGCAGAUUUUCCUCACUCACGGGCUGCCUUGGGAAACUCCUGUUGGACCGAAGAUCUGUUCAUGCCAUCACAGCCUCUCUGUGUGGACAGGCAUGUCUGGAUCGGAUGUGCCAUGUGGAGUGAAGCUCCAAGUUCUCCUUGACCUGAGGAAAAGGGUCAUCAUGCCUCUAGUCCAUUUUCUUGUAUGUUUAAACAUAUUUUAACAAAUCUGGUACAAUCUGACUGUAGUAUGAAACCAAAUGUGAGGUGGACAGACAUAGUGCUACAGAUCUGAUCCUCAUCUGGUGUAAGCCAGCAUCACCCCAUUGAUGGGCGUGGAACACCAUUGGUUUAAGACCAUGAGUGAUCCAAAGCAUCACAUCCAGCAUCUGCAGGGGAGACUAAAAGAGACAUCCAGCAGCCUAGAGAUGUACAAAUCUGAUUUUAUUUAAUUCAAUUUAUCCUUAGGUUGCCCUCCACAGCAAUAAAUCUGAGACUUUACAGAGAUGUAUUUAUGAUCUAUCAAUUAAUCUGAUAAAUGUGGACAUGGCAUAGCCUUGAACACUAAUUU
This is a messenger RNA of Manacus vitellinus (golden-collared manakin), 3690 nucleotides long. It is a transcript of the gene EXOC3L4, whose product is annotated as exocyst complex component 3 like 4. Gene Ontology annotation, molecular function: SNARE binding. The record is from RefSeq and is a predicted model, not a curated record. The transcript has 12 exons. NCBI's taxonomy places the organism in Eukaryota, Metazoa, Chordata, Aves, Passeriformes, Pipridae. Gene Ontology annotation, biological process: exocytosis; exocyst localization. The coding region runs from base 378 to 2486 and encodes 702 amino acids. Gene Ontology annotation, cellular component: exocyst.